This is a messenger RNA of Vanrija pseudolonga, 1837 nucleotides long. It is a transcript of the gene sidI, whose product is annotated as Acyl-CoA ligase sidI. Gene Ontology annotation, biological process: secondary metabolic process. The record is from RefSeq and is a predicted model, not a curated record. Bases 17 to 1837 code for a protein of 606 amino acids. NCBI's taxonomy places the organism in Eukaryota, Fungi, Basidiomycota, Tremellomycetes, Trichosporonales, Trichosporonaceae. The transcript is spliced from 9 exons. Gene Ontology annotation, molecular function: CoA-ligase activity.
CACUCACCCUACCACGAUGCCCCUUCUCAGCGUACAGGAAUGUGACGACGCGCUCACGCGCCCCGGCUCCGUCUUCGAGACGACCCACGCGACGAUCGACGGCCGUGACCUGCGGGUAUGGAAGCACACGCCGUCGUCGUUCCCGGCGUUCGUGCGCGCCAAGUUUGCCGCGUACGCGAACAACGUCUUCGUGUCCUCGCCCAUCGCGGCGCCCGAGCCGUACGAGGCGCGCGAGGUGCUCACCUUUCGCGAGGUGUACGAUGCGGCGGUGCGCCUUGGCGCUGUGUUGGUUGGCAAGGGGGCCGGCGUGGGCUCGCGCGUCGCUAUCGGAGGGACCAACUGUACCGGUUGGGUAGUCGCCUUCGUCGCGGUGCACCUCAUCGGCGCCGUGCCCGUCCUGCUCAACAACGGGCUCCACAUCGCGGCCCAGAUCCACUGCCUUACCCUCACGCAACCGCUCAUCACGCUCGUCGACGACCAGGUCGCCGCGCAGCUCGCCCCCGUGCUCCCCGAGAUCGCGAGCAAGGGCGUGCGCAACGUCUGGGCGUGGGGGACUCUGGCCCACCUCCCCGAGGUGCGCGCCGCCGUUCCCGAGCUCGCAUCCUUCACGCCGUCGCAGGGCAACCUUGCCGCCGUACGCGCUGGCACCAACAUCGGGCUCGAUGCCGUCGGGCCCGAGUCGGACGGCAUCAUCUUCUUCACCUCGGGCACGACGUCCAUGCCAAAGGGCGUGCUCGUUACCAACCGCCAAGCGCUGCAUGUGAUCCAGUCAGGCGUGUACCCCCUCGCGCGCAUGGCCCUCCGCCUCGGCCUGCCGGCCGACGAGGCGAUCGCGAUGGCGACCGCCCCGCGCCCCGACACGGUCUCGCUCCUCUCCAUCCCGCUCUUCCACGUGCAGGGCUGCCUGACGUGGCUCGUCGGCGCGAUCGAUACCGGCACCAAGCUCGUCUUCUUGCGCCGCUGGAGCGUGGCGUAUGCCAUUGGCAUCAUGGUGCAGGAGAAGGUGACCAAGAUUGGGGGCGUGCCUGCCAUCUGCACUGCCGUCCUGCAGUCGCCACUCCUCCCGAAAGACUUCACGCUCACCGCGACGUCGUACGGCGGCGCGCAGCCGCCCACCCGUCUCCCGCGCGACCUGGCCAACCGCUUCCCCGGCAUGAUCCCGGCCACCGGCUGGGGCAUGACCGAGACCAACUCUGGCCACGUCGCGUUCGUCGGCCAGGAGUACAUUGACAAGCCGCUCGCGUGCGGGCAGGUCAUGCCGGUGACUGAGAUCAAGAUUGUCGAUCCGGAGAGCAAGCGCGAGCUGCCGGUCGGCACGGCGGGGCUGCUGCUCGCCAAGGGGCAGAACGUGAUGAAGGAGUAUGUGAACAAUGCGAAGGCGACCGCUGAAGCGCUUACCGCCGACGGAUGGCUCGACACGGGCGACAUAGCCUAUGUCGACGCCUUUGGCGACCUGCACAUCACCGACAGGGCAAAGGACAUCAUCAUCCGGGGCGGGGAGAACGUGCCUGCCGCUGAAGUAGAACGUGCGCUGGCGCUCGACGACAGGGUGCACGAGGCGUGUGCCGUCGCCGUGCCGGACGACGUGCUGGGCGAGCGUAUCGGCGUCGCGGUGUCCUUGGCGCCCGGCGCACGCGCCACCCCGCUCAGCGUCGCCGAGGCAGCUUGGCCGCGCCUGCGAUACCCCGCGCGCCCCGACGUCGUGGUGGUGGUUGAGGGCAACCUGCCGUGGAACGCGAGCCAGAAGGUCGUCAAGGCCGACGUUAAGAAGAUGGUGCUUGACCAGUGGGAGCGCCAGGGCCGCAAGCCCAUGGUCGACCCCAAGGCGAGGUUGUAG